Molecule: messenger RNA, 2913 nt
Organism: Colletotrichum higginsianum IMI 349063
Lineage: Eukaryota; Fungi; Ascomycota; Sordariomycetes; Glomerellales; Glomerellaceae
Product: Frequency clock protein
Exons: 2
Coding region: 1-2913 (970 amino acids)
Biological process (GO): regulation of DNA-templated transcription; circadian rhythm
Cellular component (GO): cytoplasm; nucleus
Source: RefSeq, a predicted model, not a curated record
AUGUCCGACGCUCAGCACAUUUCGCAUGGUACGCAGCCGCCGACGUCGCCGAAAGGCCACCCGCUACCGCGUCGGUCGUCUCCCGAGCAAUCGAUAACCCUUCGCAACCAUCGUUUAGCUCAAGAGGCGAGCACAAGGGCCGCAUCUAUGCGUGCUGCCCCAGAAAUUAGUUCGGGGUCGUCAUCACCACGCAGGCAGUCGUCCGGUGAGAGCCACAACACUGGACCCAGUGACCCCAAGAAAUGGUUCGAUCAGAACAACGAGAACCCUACUGCCUCGUAUUCUCACGGAAUGGAUGUUGACACCCCCUUCUUUCAAAAAAUGAGCGAGUCUUCAAACGAAGAUAACCCGCAACAGACUAGUUACCCUACACAUUUAGUGCCUCCCAUGCCCGGCAACUUCAAGCCGAGUGCAACGCACAGCAGCAGUGCCGAUGAUUAUCGGAGUGUCAUCGAUGAUCUGACCAUCGAGAUCAAGAGGCUCAAGGAUGAACUGAAGCGAUACAAGCAGAAGGGACCCGAGAUGAUGAAGCGAGACAAGUUAUUUGAGAUCAAGGUACAUGGUCUUCCGAAACGAAAGAAGAGAGAGUUGGAGAGCACCCUUCGCGACUUUGCGUCCGGACUGGAGAGUAAAUCUCCUAGUGCUGAAACUUCGUCGGCGAGGCAGAAGUCGAGGCACAUGGCCCGAUUAGAGUCCGGGUCCGGAUCCGCUUCCAAGCAUGCAUCCUCAUCAUCAGGCUCUCAAUCGAGGCCUGUCGAUUCUGCUUACGCAUCCAUGUCGAUUGGCGCCAACUCUUCAGGAACUUCUCUUGCACGGCCGUCGAUCAGUUCAAGAGCCAAAUCAUCUGACCAGAAAGUGGAGAACUACCUCAAAGAUAUCCCUGAGGGCCUGUAUCCACGCCACAUGGUUUUGACGGAAAAAGACAAGAAAAAGCUGAUUGUUCGUCGGCUGGAGCAAAUUUUCACGGGCAGGAUCGGUGGCCGGAACUUGACUCAGAACCAGCCAAAAUCUUCUGCGAACAUUGCUUCCUAUGCCCCUAUCAUGGUGGAGCCAGCUACCGGACAUACAACCACGAACCACGGACCAUCCAACGUGCCCAUGGGCUUUCACGAGCCCUCCCGGGAAGCACGUAUCCUGACAUCCGAAGGAAAUAAAGAAUUGGCAAAAGACUACGGAUCCAUGUCCCAUUCGAACGAAGACCAACCUGACUCCGGAGGCAACUCCGCGGUCAAUGACACAUCGCCUCUAGACCCGAUAGUCCCCGAUCAACGACCCACUCGACCGCUCGAUCUUGAUCCGGACCGGAAACAAAACCCGUCCGCGAACAUGGACUACAUCCGUCAUCUCGGCCUGGCCCCGCCUCAUUUAACAGGCCUCGCGACAUACGAGGAUGUAUCUCCGGACGCUGAUGGCUGGGUUUAUUUAAACCUGCUCUGCAACAUGGCCCAGCUGCACAUGCUCAAUGUCGCGCCAGACUACAUUCGCAGCGCCGUUUCCGAGAGGAGCACGAAGUUUCAGCUAUCGCCUGACGGUCGCAAAAUUCGAUGGCGGGGAGGAACCGAAGGGACGAAGUUCAGUAGCGACAGCUCAGGGGACACCUCUCAGACCAGCCCUUCGGAAGGAUCCGAUCCGGACGCGGAGACCGGGCACACGAACAAGCGCAAACGCCGGCAUGCAUCCAAGAGCGGAUUGUCCUCCGCAGGCCAGAACCCAUCGGACCACCUGGGAUCGGGAUUGAAAGUUUCGUCCAUUGACAGUUUCCACUACCAACCGCUCUUUGUUCACCAUUCGUCCUCUGGCGAGCAAACUUCCCAAGAUGAUACGAGCUCUUCAUUCGGUGCCGGCGAUGACAGUAACAAAGGAGAGUCGCGAUGGGGAAAUAGUGGUUCAGGAUCGGCUCGGCGGAAGAGGCGCCGCCUUGAUGGUGCCAUCAUCUACUAUAGCGGUGCCCCCUUCUGCAUGGAUCUAUCUGGUGACCCUGGAGACACGUCUCCGUCAUACUUAAAUUCUACAGGUCAGGAUGAACGGACGUCUAGCGCAGACUCUUCGAGGCCAGCACCAUGCCGCACGGAAUCCGGAUCAGCGCUCCCUUACCGGCCCUUGACCGACGGCGAAAAAGCUCCAAGCUCGGCAGUUGUGACGGAAGCAGGUUCUGUUGACAGCGAGAUGGACAUUGAGGCCGACUUUCCAUGGUCCAACGUUUCUCAAGACGUUGCUCGUAGCAAGAUGGACGCAUGCGGGUUGGGUGGCGUCAUCCCUGACGAUCAUUUCAUGGUUGUCGCUAUCACGAAGAGACCCAAGACAGACAUGUUACCGCCAGUCUCGUCCAAGGUCGAUCCCAAAAACGUUACUAGGAUCGUCAACAGGAUCACAUCUCCAUUGGGAUCUUCGUCGCAGGCCGAGCUUCGCAACACCGAGUUCAAAGGGCGCUCACCCAUCAGUAUCGAGUACACGUCCAGAGCCAUCAGAAAGCUGAAUCCUACACCUUUGCCUCCCCCAGGCAUGUAUUUCUCCUUCGAUAGCGACACUUCCGAGACUUCGGACGAAUAUGACUCGGAGUUUGACGCCCUACCCAGAGCACCGGUUGGGAGUCGGCCUUACCCGACCACAUUUGAUAACCAAUACCCCGAUAAUGUCGAGAUGUCCAGUGGUGAUGAGGAGGAUGUUGAGCCGGAUGACGGAGAUGAGCCGCUGGGCAAGUCAAGCGAGGAGAGCAGCGAGGAAGUUACGAUUCCUAUCCUCCCUCGCGAGAUUCGGCGCACCAGUAGCAGCAGCGCUGUCGCCGCCGCCGGAACGGCUAGAGGUCGCAGCAAGAGCUUGAGUGCCGAGCUCCCUGGCGCUUCGGGCAGUUCGGUCGCCACCGCUGGUGGUGCCGAGAGCGGCUAUAGCAGUGGCUGUGAGGAGAGUGGUUGA